Molecule: messenger RNA, 494 nt
Organism: Hyalella azteca
Lineage: Eukaryota; Metazoa; Arthropoda; Malacostraca; Amphipoda; Hyalellidae
Product: 60S acidic ribosomal protein P2
Exons: 4
Coding region: 106-471 (121 amino acids)
Biological process (GO): cytoplasmic translational elongation; translation
Cellular component (GO): ribosome; cytosolic large ribosomal subunit
Molecular function (GO): structural constituent of ribosome
Source: RefSeq, a predicted model, not a curated record
UUUUUAUUUUUCAUCCUCGCAUCGCAGUGUUAUUGUGUGGCAACACUCAGUCAGUUGAAAUAUCGUGAAAAGCUUGGCCCAGUAAAGCUAAAUACAAGUCCCAAGAUGCGUCACUUGGCUGCAUACCUGCUUGCUGCUCUCAAUGCUGAUGGCAACACACCAUCCAUAGAUGCCAUCAAGAGCAUUCUUGGCAGUGUUGGAGUUGAGGCUGAUGAAAAACAACUGGAGGUUCUUGUGAAGAGAUUUGCUGGUGUCAAUAUUGACAAUGUGACCAGAGAAGGCAUGACAAUGUUGGCAUCAAUGCCCAGUGCUGGUGGUGCUGUUGCUGCAGCUGCUGCUGGAGGUGCUGCUGCUGCUGGUGGCGACGCCGCGCCUGCUGGUGGCCAGGCUGCAGCCUCCAAGAAGGAAGAGAAGAAGGAGGAGCCUGAAGAAGAAUCUGAUGACGACAUGGGCUUCGGUCUUUUCGAUUAAAUAUGGCCGUGCGCUUACGUGGA